AUGUGGAAUAGCUUUCUGAUGAGUAUCGCAUAUCUUGCAAAUUACAUAGUGGAACUUGUUGUGGAACUCGAAACUGCUGCACAGUUGAGAGAUUCUCAGUUCAUUUUUCCUCAAAGGCCAUGGCUUGAUUUGUAUGGGAUUAAUGUUCGACCUGUCGCUCCUUUUGGAAGUGCUAGUAGCAAGCAGUUUCUUGAUCCUACAUUGAUACACCAGGUGCUACCUGAUGAACUGCUUUUUGAGAUCUUGUCUAAAAUGACCCCAUACACCUUGGGUAGGUCAACUUGUGUUUGUCGAAAGUGGAGGUACACAAUUCGGAACUUUAUAUUUUGGCGUAAUGCAUGCCUAAAGACUUGGCAGGUACCAGGGACACUAGUUCUGGUUUUGAAGUAUGAUGGUUCAUGGAGAAAAAUGUUGCUUUUAAGACCAAGGCUUCGUACGGAUGGUAUUUAUGUCAGUCGAAACACAUAUAUUCGUGCAGGAGUAGCUGAGUGGAAGAUCACUAAUCUAGUUCAUAUUGUGUGUUACUAUCGCUAUAUGAGAUUUUAUCCUUCAGGCAGAUUUCUUUAUAAGAAUUCAUCACAAAAAGUCAAAGAUGUCGCGAAGUACCUGAACUUUCGUGCCUCAAAAGCUAGUUGUGUUUUUAAGGGGAGUUACCCACUAUCAGAGGAUAAAGUAAGUCCAAUUCUAACAUUCCCGUACAAGUCAAUUUGUUUCUGGCAACAAUUUGGUUAUAUACGUUCAAAUCAAAAUAAUGGUUCAAUUCUCCUUGCUUAA
This is a messenger RNA of Solanum stenotomum, 774 nucleotides long. RefSeq names its product F-box protein 7-like. Gene Ontology annotation, cellular component: SCF ubiquitin ligase complex. NCBI's taxonomy places the organism in Eukaryota, Viridiplantae, Streptophyta, Magnoliopsida, Solanales, Solanaceae. The transcript has 7 exons. Gene Ontology annotation, molecular function: protein binding. Bases 1 to 774 code for a protein of 257 amino acids. Gene Ontology annotation, biological process: SCF-dependent proteasomal ubiquitin-dependent protein catabolic process. The record is from RefSeq and is a predicted model, not a curated record.